AUGUCAUCACGUCUUCAGUCAGCCAAACCGGGGAAAGGGCGCAGAGGCGUGAAUACACUGAUCGGCAGGCAUCAUCGUGUGUUACACAUGAAAUCGGCAGCAAACCCUUGCCGCCCAGAAGUUGUCAUCAAUUUGAUAUGUUUAUCGGGAGUAAAGACGUCACUGAUAACAGAUCGUCUUGCAUCCAGAGCGUUCGAAUCAUUCACGAAUUUACCAUACAAGAAUGAUUUUCGGGGCUAA
Gongylonema pulchrum is the source of this 240-nucleotide messenger RNA. The record is from the annotation of a GenBank genome assembly. Lineage: Eukaryota; Metazoa; Nematoda; Chromadorea; Rhabditida; Gongylonematidae.